UCCUCCUGAAAAGGGGGCUGAAAAGUGAGAGAGGCUUAAUUGAGAGGAGGGCUUAAAAGUGAAUUUACGGUAGUUGCUUUUCCAUACUUUUCUCAAAUUUUUCCAAACUUCUAUGAGCAAAUAUAUCCCUUGCUUGCCCUCACCUAAUGUGUGACAAAUUGCUCACGCUUUGUUGCUUUAUUUCUAUCAAAGGAUUGCUUUUGUUAUGAUGUGCACAUCUCCUUUACACGUGGGGCAGCGAGAAGCUCUAUGCAUUCAGGCGAACUCUUUUGAGAUUUAAGAUAUCCACCCAUCUAACAACGUUUUUCUGAAAAUACUGACACUAGAGCACGUUGGUUUGCUAAAAUACAAGUAGGCCUAAGCAACACUUCAUUGUCGAAAUGAAAAACGAAACGCGAACUGAAAUAGGCUUAGGGGAAAAUUUUACUUCAACUCUGAGGAAUUUCACAAACUCUGUGAAUGGCUCAUUGCAACCUACAACACCAUUCAUAAUGGAAUUAACACAACCAAGAACAUCAAAAUAUCAACGGAUUCUGUUAGGACUGCUAGAAAGAAAAUCAAAUAUCACAAAUGAAACAGACCUUUUGCGAAACCAGUCGAGAUCAAGUGAUGUGCCCGCGGACAAGUCACAAAAAGUGGUUGCUUUAACAGUUCCAUUGGUUCUCUUAGGAGUUUUCUUGGUACUAGUGGUCAUAUGUCACCGAAUUGAUACCAUUCGUAGUAAACGAAGAAAUAAAAAGCAGCAGAUGAAAGCUUCUAAAGGCCUAAAAUGUUCGGAAACAGAGCAAGCAGUUGAGGAGGUAGGCCAAGAUGUGAACAGGAUGCUGCUUAUUGAGCGACACAAAGAGAUGAUGAGAAACAGAGUUAAAGAAAGCAUCGGAAAACUGAAUCAUGGACUUUGCCAAGAAGUUGGAGAAGACAAGGGACGCUGCAUGUGCAGAUUGAAGAGAUGUGCUCAUUGCUUGGGCUACGAAGCUAAGAGAAUUCAAUGGCAAGAUUUGGUGCAAAAAAAAGCGAACGAAGCGAAUUUUGAUUGCAAGAAUGCAGCGACACAGACAUGGCUCCCGAUGCAUUGCAAGCUCAAAACUGCACCACAGUCCUCACACAAAGAUGGCAGCGUCUCACAGAGAAUGCUUUCCACAACUAGACAGUUUGUUGUCGAAGCUGACUCUGUUUUUGGCAGUGAAGUCAGUUCAAAACCACAUUUCCCUUCCUCUGCCAGCAAUUACACUGACAGCAAAACUAGCGACUUUCUUUCUUCAAUAAGAGAAGUUUCUGGUAGCUUUUAUUUCUCUGCAACAAGCGGGCAAAACGCAUCAGAAUUCAACGAAGUCGGUUCCGCGGGGCCUUCGGAAGAGCGAUCAAAACACAGACAUACGAGGCAACGAGGUUUAAGAAAGCAGUUUGUAAGCGAGGCACAAUUGCUUUCUGGAGACGAAGACUGGAUCUAAAAAGAAAAGGGCAGGAGGAGAACUAAGACU
This is a messenger RNA of Rhopilema esculentum, 1481 nucleotides long. RefSeq lists its product as uncharacterized. The record is from RefSeq and is a predicted model, not a curated record. Lineage: Eukaryota; Metazoa; Cnidaria; Scyphozoa; Rhizostomeae; Rhizostomatidae.